CUCCGUGCUACCUUGAUGCCUCCAGUCUCCUUUAAUGCAGUAACAAUGCAGUUACAGCUGCAUUGUUUUACAAUGAAAUGAAGAACUAAACAAUUUUGAUAUUCUUUUUGUUUUGUUUUUUCCUUUGGCUCUAUUACAGUGGUAUUACAUUACACAACACAAUAAGUUAAGAGACUGUAAAUAAUAGGAGACAUUAUUAGUUUAAGCUGCAGCUGCAGACCAAGACAGUGCAGUGUAAGUGUUAUUCCAGAAUUGUCUCUGAGCUGACAGCUCUGUGAGGCUUGGGCAUUUCCACAAAGAUGUAUAGACAGUUUUUUUCUCUUUCAAAGAAGUUUGUGUUUAAUAAGGUUUGAAAUAAAUGUUCCUGUCAAGCAAAGCUCUCAAUACUCAAGCUCUCAAAAAUCUCUCUAGCGUAUGACGCUAGAGAGAUUAUUUGAGAUUCCAUCAACACACAUGAAUGAAUGUACUCAUACCAUUGUUAUCCUCCACAUAGCAAAGGGAACUUUGCUAGAAAGCAACAAAAAUGAAUCUCUAGUUACAAUUGUGGUGUGGCAACACUUUAGUGGUUUUAAACCCACUGCAUCUACCCCUGACUGUCACCUCUGUGUUUGUAUGUCUUUGUGUGUGAUUGAGAAAUGCAGAAAUAAACUAGACCAGGCAUAAAAACUAUGGCUUUAGAUUAUGGCUACUCUUAUCACAUUUAAUGAUUCAAUAUCUCUGAUUCAGUUGUAAACAUUGCACAAGCUAUUACUCCACUUUCUCCACCACUCUUCAAACUGCUUUCACGGUCAGUUAGAGGUCAACUGAAACAAAUCUUUAACGGCAAAUGCUGAAAUGUUGUUCUUUAAAUGCUGCCAUCAUUAAGCACAGCUUUUAUAAGCAAUGGUUAUUUGAUGAUUGAAGAAUAUUGUUUUGGUGAUGGUGGCCGCAAUCAUGUGUCCAACAGGGAAAGUCUUACCCGUUCAAAGGCUCCUUGCCUCCCAUGUGGAACCCCAUCGCUUUGAUGGACUUCAACAACCUCUUUAGAACAAUGGAUAAGAUGGGCGAGGAGAUUCCCAGAGACGCUCCCUGGAGAGCUCCCCAUGCUGAGGAGUGGGACAAGAUGACCAUGCAGGAACUCUUUGAAAAACUCUGCUGGACCAGAACUGCUCGUCGCUUCGCCACACUGUUUGUCAACUUGAUCGUGACCGCUGAACCCCACGAGGUGUCGGCUCUCUGGUUACUCUGGUACGUCAAACAGUGCGGAGGAAUAAUGAGGAUCUGCUCCACCACCAAUGGAGGACAGGAGAGGAAGUUUGUAGGGGGUGCGAAUCAGGUGAGUCAGUGCAUGGCGAGGGAGCUGGGAGACCGAGUGAAGCUGCAGUCUCCAGUCUACAGGAUCGACCAGACCGGAGAC
Messenger RNA from Haplochromis burtoni (Burton's mouthbrooder), 1396 nucleotides. Its product is annotated as amine oxidase [flavin-containing]-like. NCBI's taxonomy places the organism in Eukaryota, Metazoa, Chordata, Actinopteri, Cichliformes, Cichlidae. Gene Ontology annotation, molecular function: oxidoreductase activity. The record is from RefSeq and is a predicted model, not a curated record. The transcript is spliced from 4 exons. The annotation marks the transcript as partial.